Nothobranchius furzeri (turquoise killifish) is the source of this 2509-nucleotide messenger RNA. It is a transcript of the gene cited1, whose product is annotated as Cbp/p300-interacting transactivator, with Glu/Asp-rich carboxy-terminal domain, 1. The record is from RefSeq and is a predicted model, not a curated record. Gene Ontology annotation, molecular function: transcription coactivator activity. Lineage: Eukaryota; Metazoa; Chordata; Actinopteri; Cyprinodontiformes; Nothobranchiidae. Gene Ontology annotation, biological process: regulation of DNA-templated transcription. Gene Ontology annotation, cellular component: nucleus.
ACACACACACACACACACACACACACACACACACACACACACACACACACACACACACUGGCCUUUUCAGUGAGAGGGAGGAGAGAAACACAAACAGCUUUUUAUUCAGGAACAAGCUCUCUGAGGCUCCGACAAACUAUCUGCAGCCACCCUGUGAACACACACUUCUCUCUGACGGACUUCACACUCCGAUCCUCAGAAUCUCUUUGGGUUUAAAUCCUACCGGAGCUUCUCUGGACUGUUUUCAGCACCGGAACCAGGCUUUUCUCUCAGGCUCUGGGAUUUCCUGGUGAUGACCUCCCUGCUGUUUCCUGGUGACACUCACACUGCAAUGAAGGAUCUCUCCUCUUCCUCCUCGCCUCUCACCUCCCUACUUCACUACCCUUCUUCCAAGCCCUCCGUCGUGCCCUUUUCAUCAUCGGCUGGUUCCACCUCAAUGCCUGGAGUUUCAUUGUCAUCUGCGCCAAUCUCCAAACCUCAGCCGUUCUGCCUGCAGACGGGACCGCACCUCAUUGCCAGCAUGCAGCUGCAAAAGCUCAACUCUCACUACCAGAACCUUGCCGGCGCCUCUGCUGGGCACCCAGCAGCCGGCGCACCUCAAAAGAGCUUCUCACCUCUGGGUACGGGUAACCAGCUGCUGGGGCCGCCUGGAGGCCACGGAGCCGGGAACAUGGGUGUUGGUAUCAGCAUGGUGAGCCAAGGCUCUGGCCCCAGCGGGAUUAUUGACUUUGACCCUGUGGAUGAGGAGGUUCUCAUGUCUCUGGUGGUUGAGCUGGGUUUGGACCGAGCUAACGAGCUACCAGAGCUCUGGCUGGGACAGAACGAGUUUGAUUUCAUGUCGGAUGUGUCGGCUGGAUGCUGACCUCUCACCCCCCCCCAAAAAAAAAAAACGGAUCAGAAACAUCCAGAUGGAGUUAAUCAACAAGGAGAAAUGGUUUCUCUUAUUGCUUUUUUUUCUUUGGUUGAUGCUGAGAAAGCCAAAGUGAUCCAGAGAUUUGAGGCAUAUUCUUGUUUCUGAUUUGCUUUACACUCCAAACAUGGACAGGAAGGUUCACAGAAAGGACAGCUUGCUUCUUCUUUUUGUUGGUUUUCAUGUAUUCUGUCUUUGCAGUGAUCAAACCAGUUAUGGCAUCACUCUUUUGUUUCCUUGAAAAGACAUAAAUAGGGAAGAAUUAGCAGUUUGUUCCAUCAGUCCUCCGUCCUCCGUCGCUCCAGUGCUGAGGCUUAAUGAAAACACGUUGAGUGAUGUACGGAGGGCUGAGUGAGACAUUUGAGCCAACCUGAAGCGAAACUCUACAGACGAGUAAGGAGCACCUGUUGGACUUGGAUUCCCUCUUUUCUCAGAGCUGUCUUCUGUUGAUCAAUCAGGAAAGGAAAAAGAAAAUCUGAACCGCGACCUAAGGAGAGCACAUGAAAUAGGAUGACAAACACUUCCUGUUUUCUUAGCAGACACUAUUAGCCUCGGGUCUCAUGGGAAACAGCCUUCUGUCUUCCGGCUUUACAAAGAUCUGAUUGUCAGAGAACUGGUUAUCUUACUUCUCUCUUUCUUUUUUUUUUGGUUGAAUUUAGUUUGACCAGUUGUGUUCGUGUUACCUAAGCCAGUGGCUGAUAUCUAUCAGGAGUCUGGCACAAGGAGCGCUUCUAUGGCCGCUUCUACUUUUCUGAGAAUAUUGAAUUAGGUUGAGGAAAGUGGAAUCCUAUAGGGCAUGUCACAUGGACGCGGUACGUUGUCUGGAGUAAAAUGACUGAAGUAUUUGGAUCACACUAGUUGUGACUAAAUGUACAUGUUCUUAUGAGCUGACACGUGCCAAAACUGACAUCAGUGAUCGUGGAUGGCUUCCCUUCCAAUGACGAUGGAGAUCUGCUAGCAUUUAUUGACUAAAGGUGUGUUUCCAUUACGUAACCAAGAACCUUAACUCUAGUAACAAUUUACAGUAUUUUGCCUCAUGGCUGAUGGUCACUGGGAACGUUGGGGAUCCUCAACCAGUAAGAAGGAAGCACCAAACAGAAUGUUCCAGAUGUUUUCUAAAGCACUACCUCCCUACCCAGGGCUGUUAUUUUGGUUAAACUGGGUUAAAUUUUUUCCCUGCUCAUACAUUUUAAUUAUGGCUACCCAGGUUCCUGCAAAAUGUUCCUGAAGUGGUAACACGCCUCAAAAGUUUUUUUUUCUGCUCUGUCACUGAAAUAUUAAUCUUCAAACCAUUAGUAAUCAGCCCAGAUUGACCUAAUUAUCAGUGCCUGUUCUGUAGAUGAAGUGUUUUGCUUUGUCAUAACAUGACCUGUAGGCUUCUGUUUGCUCACCUUUGACCCAAAAGCACACACUGUGGAGUCAACUUGCAGGUCGUACUAAAAUCAGAUAAAAAUAAAGUGUUUAUAAACUGUUGAACGCUAGUAGUUCUUUGUUGCUAGGAUGCAAGAUACAGCAGCUUCUGGCCAUUCCUGUGGGUUGAUAUUGGCUUAAAGUGACCGUGUGUAUUUUUUCUGGCAAUAAAGGGCAGUAGAUACAUCA